GCCCCGGAAGCUUAUGUGAAAUGGACUCAGCUGCUCUACCGUAAUGUCACAAGCGAGGUCCGAUGUUCAGCGGGAAUAUCACCAGCCUUCCCAAUUACCGUUGGUGUCCACCAAGGCUCGGCCCUCUCGCCCCUGCUGUUCACUCUCUGUAUGGACACCGCGACGGCUGAUCUGCAAUCACCACAUCCAUGGAGCCUCCUGUAUGCAGAUGAUGUGUGCCUAUCAGAAACAGAAAACUGCCUAGCCCUGCAAAUCCAAACACAAGCAUGGAAAGACCGGCUCUCCGAAAACGGCAUGCGCCUGAACAUCAAGAAGACAGAGUACCUUGAAUGCGGCCCCCAGACCAACAGUACCAUCACUAUCGACGGCGAGCCGCUGACUAAAGUUGCCCAAUUCAAGUACCUCGGGUCCCUCGUCACCUCAGACUGCGAAACCCUGCCAGACGCCAGACUCCGUGUCAACACAGCGUGGAUGAAGUGGCGUCAGGUGAGUGGAGUCUUAUGCGACAAGAGAAUGCCAAUCUAUCUUAAGGCGAAAGUCUAUAAGUCGAUUGUGCGCCCAGUGGCACUCUACGGGUCAGAGUGCUGGCCAGCGAUGACCAAACAUGAACAAGCUCUUCACACCAUGGAGAUGAAGAUGCUGAGGUGGCCUCUGGGUCUCACACGACUUGACCGAGUGAGGAACGAAGAGGUCAGGAAACAAUGGGGAGUGACACCGAUCACAGACAAGAUGCGAGAAGCGAGGCUCCGAUGGUAUGGCCAUGUUGUCCGUAGCGAUAAAAAUUCUAUCGCAAAGACAGCCCACCAAUUAGAUCUGGAGGGAAACAGGCCACAAGGAAGACCAAAAAAGCGCUGGAUGGACCGAAUCAAGGAUGAUAUGAAGGCUGUGAAUGUUACACCAGAAGACGCCCUUGAUAGGAAGAAGUGGAGGAAGGCAUGCAAGAUAGCGGACCCUGCGUCGCGGGAUAUAAACCGCUAG
Pelmatolapia mariae (spotted tilapia) is the source of this 978-nucleotide messenger RNA. RefSeq lists its product as uncharacterized. The record is from RefSeq and is a predicted model, not a curated record. Bases 151 to 978 code for a protein of 275 amino acids. The transcript has a single exon. Lineage: Eukaryota; Metazoa; Chordata; Actinopteri; Cichliformes; Cichlidae.